UCCUCUUCCUCAGAUUCAGCCUUCGGGUUUCACAAAAAUCUUGUCGCUUUAGUGUUUGUUUCGGCCUUGGGUUGUCUUAAGAGGGAAAUUUUACUUUUGUUUUGUAUGGUUCAUCAUCACUUCCCCUACUCCCAGGUUUUUCUUUCUGUCAGCUGAAUUUCGACAACUUCAUGGCUAUGGUUACAUUUACAACAGCCUUGUUGAAAAACAACGGCGAAGAUGGAGAAAUUGGAGUAUUCGGAGCUGAAAAAUACUUCAAUGGAGCAAUAGAUGGUCCAAAUCCAAUACCAACCAAAAAAGAUUCAGACAAGUCGGAAUGCACGAAACAUCAAGUGAUCAAUCAUGAGGCGAUGAAGCCAUUGGCACGUCCGGCAGCUCCAUGUAUACGUUCAGAAUCAAGCUGGAACAGCCAAAAUCCAUUACUUAAUAUCCAAAAACCUCGGCCGAAACCCAGUAAGCCCGUAAAUGCGAAGAGUUUCUUUACUUCUCUUGCCCUCUGUAAAUGCUACUGUUUCGACAGAAACUCCAUUGAUAUGGAAGUGGGUGAAAUAAGUUUCAAAAGACCCAAGAAAGAGGCACUAGUUCAAGGCAAACGAAAUAAAACAAGAGCCGCUACAAAGGAAGACGUUUUCACAUUCCCCACCAUGGAUUCAACCCUCUGUGUUGGGCCUAUUAAACAAGGAGACGUUGAUGAAAUCGGAAGGAAAUCGUUGGAGAUAUUCGGCUCUCCGGUACUCGGGACUGGGAGACAAAACAAGUCUUUGAAUGUGGAGAGGAGGCGUAAAAUGCUAUCAUGGGAUCAUGCAGUUCCCAAAGUAGAAGAAAUUGAUACGGGAAGUGAUGGGAGUUCGGAUUUGUUCGAGAUCGAGAGCUUAACGGGAAAACCCAAUCAUUGUUACGCACCCAGCGAAGGCAGUAUAGAGUGGAGCGUGGUCACUGCAAGUGCGGCUGACUACGAUGAACCAAAGCCGUCCACUAGAAGUUUAUCCAGUCCCAUUAAAACGUUUCCCGCCAAAAUCAACGUCCAGAGGCCGCCUUCUAGCGGUCUGUUGGGGUGUAAUACCUCCAAAGCGGUAAAGGCAGCUGGUGAUGCCCAUAAAACUACAAAUCACAAGGCAGGUUUAGACCCAAGAAUGAGGCGUGUCUCGGACUCGUACAUCCCCCUCACCACACUUCCACCCGACAAUAAACUCGUUGCUUUUGAACCUCCGCCGAUACUCACCACACGCUCUCUUCCUCCUUCACAUGCACCACCACAAGCUUCUCCUCUCUUGCAUAUUCAGUAGCCUUCAAUUACGUACUUGGACCUUGAGCUCAUCUUACUUUAUGUAAAUUCUUGUUCUACUAAGUUGUCAUGAGAGAAUCAAGUGAUUUCGGUGGCAAAGGGAUUGUUGUUAUUCCUUGAGAUUCUGAGUUUGAGCAUCAAGAAAGUCAAUGUUCAAUAUCAAAUGAUUGAG
Molecule: messenger RNA, 1457 nt
Organism: Hibiscus syriacus
Lineage: Eukaryota; Viridiplantae; Streptophyta; Magnoliopsida; Malvales; Malvaceae
Product: protein PHYTOCHROME KINASE SUBSTRATE 1-like
Exons: 1
Coding region: 171-1286 (371 amino acids)
Biological process (GO): phototropism
Source: RefSeq, a predicted model, not a curated record